AUGAGGAAACCGAUAUUGUCGUACGUAGAACUGUUCUACGACGAGAACGUGAUCUCGUGGAGCAAGCGGCUCUUAAGCUUAUCCGGUCUAUGGCCGGAUAAUCGCAACGACGUCCGAUUUUUCUUCUACAUUACGUACGUCGUGAUCUUCACCUGGCUGGAGAUUGUGACGCUGUUGCAGAAUAUCCACGACCUUGAGAAGACGUUGAAAAACAUCACGCUGUCGUUCCCGACCAUCUUGAUAAUACUGAAGGCAGUGAUGUUUCGGUUGAACAUGCAUCUCGUGCUACCAUUGCUGACGGUCGUGAAAAGGGACGUGGAAAGAGGAUUGUACAGAUCGCAGGAGGAAAGGCGAACGAUCGUUUGGUAUAACGUGGCCGCCACGUUAUUUUCCACCUCGUCGGCCUUGUCGUUGUUCUUCGUGCCCACCUUGUUUUAUUCCAAGCCGAUCGUCAGCUGUGCUUUAUCGAAAUUCGAUAAUUGCACGCUUCCUUACGAGUUGCCGAUGAAAGUGAAAAACAUCUACGAGGUGACGGGAGUACGAUCGUACGUUCUAUUCUGCGUUUACUUGAUACCGACGAGCACGAUGUUAACAAUCGGCGCGACCGGCGCGGACAGUCUCCUGGUGACGUUGACGUUUCACAUCUGUGGCCAACUUUCAAACGUGGCACAUCGUGUCAGGAACAUCGAUGUCGAGCCGCAGAUAUAUUUCCCAGAAAUGAGAGCACUCGUUGAACGACACACCGAACUUUUACGACUAGCAAACAUUUUGGCAGAGGCAUUUAGUUCUUUGAUGUUUAUACAGACCUUAGGAUUAAUAUUCUCUUUGUGCGUCGUGGUCUACCAAUUGCUCACGACGUCCGAAUCUGGAGAAGAUAUGAACACUGUACAUUUUAUAAUCUACUCUUGCGCUGUUAUAUUAUUAGCAUUCUGCUACUGUUUCCUGGGGGAGUGUCUAAUUAACGAGGUAAUCAUCGAAGAAGAGAGAAACGCAGCAGCGAAGUGCAAGCGGCUUGCUAUUUCAUGAACUGGUACGAUCUGCCAGAACAGUAUAUACGAUCUUUGAUAUUUUGCAUUGCUCGAUCGCAAAAGCCAUCGUAUCUUACUGCUGGCAAGUUCUACGUGUUUUCCUUGGAGACGUUCGCCGUUGUAAGUUACUUCUCGAAAUCGAAAUACCACCGGACAUUAUGAAAUCUUUUUCACUAAACUCUCCCUUCGUCGGUAUAUAAUCCACACGUUUCGAUUUAUUUGUAGAUAGUGAAAGCAUCGAUGGCAUAUCUGUCCGUUUUGAAGAGCAUUAUUUGA
Molecule: messenger RNA, 1304 nt
Organism: Heterotrigona itama
Lineage: Eukaryota; Metazoa; Arthropoda; Insecta; Hymenoptera; Apidae
Source: the annotation of a GenBank genome assembly